UGUGUGAGUAUCAUCAAUAAUAAGUUUAAAGGUAUCAUACACUUGAAAUGGAUACCAAUUCGCUCCAUUUAUAAACAUUACAACCUCUCGGAAAGUAAUUACAAAUUAGAGAUGUAUUACAUAAAAAUUUUAUUUCCAUGAAAUCUUUAAAUUUUCCAGUGUUACAGAUUAUUAUUAUUAUUACUAAUAGCUUUAUUCAAUAUUACGUGUGUUCAAAAUGAAUUUUUUGUUGCCAGGAUUUGGAAAAUAAUAAUCCCGGUAGUGAAAGUGUACCAAAGUAUGAACAGAACGAUUUAAAAUUUAAACUAAAUGAGUACUUCAGCAUAAAUCCGGAUUGUGGGCAAUUAAAACCAUUCGAAAAGCUGCCAAUCUCUUUAUGUCUUUCUCCUAGAUGGAAGAAGCCAAAACAAGGUUUUGUCAGUUUAAGUGAAUCUCCAGCAAUAAAACCAUUUUCCAUAUGUCUUCGUAUACACAAAGUAGAUCUCAGUUCUUGUGAUUCUUUUGAUCAAAAGAAGUUAAUCAAUUCUUCACAAUCUUCCAUUGUAAUUGAUGAUCAGAACAAUUUAGAAAUAGUCUUAACAGGUUGUUUAAUACCAGUACAAUUUCAGAUAUCACCAAUUAAUGAAUCAAUGAAUGUAGACAAUCAUAAUUUAAAUAAAACUAACGGAUUAAAUACAAUAAUUAGUAAUGAAAAUGUUAAAGUUAAUAAAAUAUAUGAAAAUCAAUUUAUUAUACAAUUUCCUCAAUGUAUAGUUGGUUCAAAACAAUGUACUCAAUUGAAAUUAUCAAAUUAUAGUAAACAUUUACCAAUUCAUUAUAGAAUGCCUCGAAUUGCUCAUUUCAUUGUAAAACCAGAAAAAGGAAUAAUUGAUCCACAAAAAGAUUGUUUAAUUACUGUUUCUUUCAGUCCAAAACAAAUUGGAGAAUUUCAUGCUGUUCAGAAUGUUCACAUUCUCAACUAUUUAACUGGUGUAAAUCCAGUUGUUAUAUAUCAGUGUGAACUCAUUUUUCAUGGUUAUUCACCGGCUUUAACAAUACCACCAGAAAUAAAAUUUAAUCCAGGGAUCAUUCCUAAAUGGGCAAAUGAAGUUGGAAGAAAUACAGAUCUUGUCACAUUCGGAUCAAAUUACGAAUGCCCAAGAGCUGCAAUUAUUAGUCUUAUGAGUAUGAAAAGUUUAAAAGGUCUUAAAUCUCAUGUAUCAAGAUCUGAAUUAAAUACUACAAUGUCUACAAAAAUUGCUUUCCCAAAUGAUAGACUUGCCAGUAUUAGACCAGCAAAUAAACGUGAAGAAUUCAAAACUUUAUAUUGUCGUUUGACGAGAUAUACAUAUACGGAUCGAGAUUAUGAAUGGACUGAAGAUGAAAUGAAUAGUAUAAAUAAGCGACAGUUAACCUAUACUGAUGUUUACCGAAGUCAUGCUCAAAUGAUUGAACAAGUUCAAAAAGAUCGUAUAUUAAUGAAAUGGAACAAACCACCAAAUGAUGGUUCAGUUUUAAUGGAACUGGAUAAAAUAUCACCGAAGUUAAAAAUUGAAAAUUACGAGGAAUUUCAACCAACUAGAAAACUGCAACCAAUGAAUCUACUGAAGAACAGUACAAGCGAUAACAUAAGAGUGGAGAAAAAAAAGAAGCCUGAACGAGUUCUAUCAUUGAAAAUGGUGACCAAGAAGAAAGUUAGUGAUGAAUGUAAACGUAAACUUUCUGUUAGUGAUAUAAAUGAACUAUCUAUUUUUCCAAUAAAUAUUGAUUAUGGAACUAUUUGUCCAAAUGUGAAAUCAACAAAAUUUGUUACAAUAAAAAAUCCAUUAAAUCAAUGUAUUUCAAUAAAAUUGGAUAUAAUUCUUGAAGAAUUGAAGCCAACUACCAUAAGAAAUUAUAUAGUUCAACCAAAAUCAACACUUGAAAUACCAAUUACAAUAAAAAUUACAAAAGUGUCUAACUUUCAAUGGUAAGUCUACUCAUGGUUUUUUUUCUCUCAAACAAUACACUGUAGUAAUAGUUGAAGGAUGUCCUUCCAAUGGAAUUAGUAAUGACGUAGUCAGCAGAACACGGGUGGGGACAACCGAAUUAUAUUUAGCACAAAAUUACAGGAUUCGCAGUCUGAGGGAAUUAUGCAGACUGCUGUUAGCACGAUAGAUUAUUGCAAAAGAUUGCUCCAUGUUGGCUGUAUGUCCUGUUUGAGCUAGAUAGUCUAAGAUGGAGCUAUUAACAGUUUUGACUACACCUUUGCUUAACCACACGGGGAGGUGCUCAUGAGCUCGAAUGUAUAGAUUCCUAGAACAUCUGCCAAUAUAAUUUGCUCCACAGGAGCAGUUGAAUUGAUAGAUACAGAAGGAGGUGGCUAGUCUAGGCAAUUUAUCUUUCAACCUCGGAGUGAUUAUUGGUCGUGUGGAGAACAUUAAUUGUAGUUUACCCGCACCCAAAGUCCUUUAAGUUAAUCUGCUUUGUCAACACACUUGUCAUCUCAUUAUAUGGUAAAUUUAUUUAUAAAUUAUUCAGUCAAAAAAAACCUAUUAACGUUUUUGAUGCAGCAUUGAUAUAACUUAUUACUUACUACUAAACAAUAUCUGUAAUCAAAACUAUCCAGUCCAAUCCAUUUGGUGGGAACAACUCAUGUGUUUAUUCGACUGCGUUUUUGAUACAAGAAUCAUGAUAUAAGACUAAUAAAACAUUGUAGUAUAGAUUAUCUAACAAUUAUAACUGUUACUUCAUCACUUAAGCAAGAAAAUAUUCUGAUGUUAUUAGUCGACCAAAUUAAGAAAAAAGGUAAUGUCCAAAUACACUUGGAUCAAUUUCAUUCAUUAGAAGUAUUUAUUAAUUAAUGCAUGAGAAACAGAAUGGAAAGAUACUUCUAUCAGAAAAAGGUACAAAUAGAACGUAGAAAAAUGCAGCGAUUUGUAAAACAGUUUAUUAAUGGAAUAAUGAAAUAUAUUGCUGACUAAAAUAAUGAUCAAAACAAUGUACAUUUUACAAAAAUAAAAAUAACUAUUAAAAGUUAGUUAUGAUCAGCUUAUGAUCUGCCAAGAAUAUACACCAAUUUAAAUAAUCACAAAAUGAAUUAGCUCAGAAGUCAAUCAGUCAUUCAUAAUCGAAAUUAACAAGAAUACCAAAGUAAAUGGAAAAAAUGUAGUAGUAAAGAUAAUUAAGAAAAACUUAACAUUGAGAACAUGUUCCACAAAGACAGAGUUGAUAUAUAUGUAAAGAGGGGUACUAGUGCAUGCUUCUACACUAUUUCAAACCAUUCUAAGUCAUUUCAUCUAAAGUCCUUAACACCAUAGGUUGUGAUAAUCACCCAGAACUUGAACAAUGAGUCCAAAUAUACCAGCACAGUUAGCCUCAACUCUCAAUGACUUUACAAACGGAUACCAAGGUUUAACAUUUCGCCUCUAGCUUUUUUCAGCUUACUGGAACAUAAAUAAAUAUCGCAUGUCAAGAUAGGCGAUGGUCAGACAUACGUAACAUAUGGGUAACCACAUGAGUUAGUGAAGAUUUACAACCUGAUCAACCAAUUUGCCACCUUCGUCCAGUACCCCGUGUCUAAAUUCAAUACUGUCCAUUACACGAUAUGCAAGCACUAUUUAUCAGGAAAAUCUUGUGAAAACCUGGUCUAUACAUGUCUUCUAACUUCAAAGAGUAUGUAUCAUAGUUACAGCAAUACGAAGACGAUUGUACUUCAAUAUAUUCGAUUUCUGGUUAGCAGACCAUUAUCUCUUAGAUGCCACAAGUGACGAGAAUCACUAAAAGUCGAGUCAGCUUUUUAAAUCCAUACUGAGAUUUGACCAGAUGCCAACUUUUGCACAGUAGAAGAGAAUAUUGAACAGAAGAUAAGCAAAGGGAGGCAAAAUAUAGGAAAUGUUAUUAAAUAGAGAUAAAUUAGAUAACAUACUGAGAAGUGUGGAAUGACACUAAAUUCAAGAUGUAUAGUAAGAGAAAACACAUUUGAAUGAAUCACUACGACCACCUUCACGUCGUACCAACUAAAGAUUCUAAAAACAGAUUGUUGUUAAGUAAGGCCAAGUCAUGAUGUUUACAUUUAUCAACGCAGAUAAACAUUUAGGGACUUAAAAAACAUCCGCUAUAUCGUGUGUAUUUUCACUUCACCAAAUAAUACAUAUCAAGCACCAACACGUAGUCUUAAAAAUUACGGAAAUUAACUGAUAAUGAAAAUUGUGGUCAACCAAUAUUUUAACACUAAUAAUACAAAAUACUUAGGUAGCUUAUUUCGCUAAUUAAAUCAUAUUCAUAAAUUCGACAAUUAUUAAGAACACUAACCGCGUUUGAAAACGAACUGCUGAAUAUACAGUCACAAAAUAGCACACUUAGUAUCAAAGUGCAUUAGAUUCUCUAAGUUACUUUUGUGAAACUAGAACGAAAUUGAUAAUGCCACACUUCUGACUAAUUUACCACAACGCAUUGCAAAAAAUCGGGAAGACGCGUAUUAAGAUACAUCGUUCUGACAGCAAAUAAUUAGUUCACAUAGAUAUUUAAAACGUUUUGUAAUAACCGACGACUUAUUACUGAUUGAUUUCUGUGAAGAAGUAAAUUUUAUUAUAUAGACAGUAGUGAAUGAUCAAAACAAUGAAACUCAACAAAUGGGAACUGGAUGUAAAAAAUGCAAAGUAGCAAUCGUAAUUCCGAAAAGUAAACGCAACUCAUUUUCUGUGUUUAGAUUUGGCAAUACUGAAGUGAACGGACAAUCAGGUGGGGAAAGCCAAUUUAUUAUCUCAUGCAAAAUUACACAGUGACUUUUAAAAUAUAAAAAAUCAUGCAUUAAAUACAUUAUUUACAAAUCUUCCUUCAGUUGUCCUGUAUAUAAUUCUUUAUUCUUCAAAUUCGGUUGUCAUCCUAAUUGCUCUCUGUUGCCCUUUCUGUUCCAUUCAAUCCAAUCUUCUCAAUAUUGUUUUGCUGGCAUACAUUUCACUACUGAUUGGUGAUACACACUACUUAUAUUUGUCAAUAUAAGUAGCAUGCACCACAAUGCUACCAAAAUCCUAAUAAUAGGUUUUAUGUGCUUCGUUAAGUCAGUCAGUCAGCUACAACGUAGGACCAGGCACACAUAUGCAUCGGUCCAGGUUGCCAUACCGCAUUAGCACAGCAAGAUGAACACCGGAUUCAUAGGAGUGGUUAGGUUAAAGGUGGUAAUAUAUAGGAGAAAGAUUGCAUAUAAGGAUACAGUACAGGAAGGGUUUUAGCCAAAGAAGCCUGCUGACCGAUUUGACAUAGGGUGCGUACGUUGAAGGCUCCAACGUAUAGUUUGGAGUGAGGUUUCAGUAGAUCUGGGACAGUGUUUCGCGCACUAGAAUCGUUGGCUAUGGUGACACUUGAGGAGGAAGACGAAAGAGGAAGUUUAGAGUUGAAAGUCGAUGUAGGAUGAAUAAUAGGAAUUGAAGAGGGAGGUUGAUUAUGAAUACAAUGGUCUUCAGUGCUGUUAGAGGUAUGAGGGUGGUUAUCACUUCCCGGUUACCCACACCGUGGAAGGGUUCUUCUGGAGGU
Messenger RNA from Schistosoma haematobium, 5493 nucleotides. Its product is annotated as Cilia- and flagella-associated protein 47. The record is from RefSeq and is a predicted model, not a curated record. The transcript has 8 exons. NCBI's taxonomy places the organism in Eukaryota, Metazoa, Platyhelminthes, Trematoda, Strigeidida, Schistosomatidae. Bases 630 to 1952 code for a protein of 440 amino acids.